CGGCAGCUUUCGAGCUUCGGAACGCUCGACUCGGAUCGGAUUCCGAGCGAGAGAGUUUUUGGGGAGUUCAGUUUGCUCGUGACCGUGGUCGCACCAGUGCGCACUCAUAGUCUAUUCAGUCAGAUUCCGGCGAUAUCGACUCGAAAUUUGAAAAUAAUCUGCGGCUGAGUGCCUGUGGCACUGCAUUUCGGUUGAAUUCUAGCCAAAGGCUGAAGUUUGAAGUGGAAAAAUAUUCGAAAUGGGUUGCGCAACGGGCACAAUAAAGUACUCGCUGUUCCUGUUCAAUGCCUUAUGGGCGAUACUGGGCAUCUUGGUGCUCAUUUUUGGCGGCCUCGGCUGGGGAGCAAUGCCGGAUGCGUAUGCCAUCGGUAUCUUGGUCCUGGGCGGCAUUAUCCUGGUUAUAUCCCUGUUUGGAUGCUGCGGAGCCGUUCGCGAAUCGCCGCGCAUGCUCUGGACGUAUGUGUCACUGCUACUGGUCUUGCUACUACUUAUAGUGGCCUUUAUCAUCCUGAAUCCCAAAGAUGUCUUUAAGAAGUACGCCCUUCAGACGGUCGAGAUUCAGUGGGAGCUGGAGCAGACAAAACCUGGCAGUAUGGAUAUUAUUCAGAAGACGUACUAUUGCUGUGGCCGCGACAGUGCCCAAGACUACUUGGAUAUCAAAUUCUGGAACAACACCGUUCCAAAUAGCUGUUGCAAGGACGAAAGCUGUGUGAAUCCCCUGAAUCUCUACCUGCGGGGUUGCCUUAGCACAGUGGAGGAGGCUUUCGCAGAUGAGGCAUCCACUCUGGGAUAUUUGGAGUGGGGUCUGCUCGGAUUCAACGCUGCCAUACUUUUGCUGGCCAUCAUCCUGGCCAUUCACUACACCAACCGGCGGAGACGAUAUAACUAUUAGUGAAUAGUUACCGAUUAAGAAACCAAACUCCUCAUUUUUAAGCGUCACUGUUUGUUUUUUGAAACGAAAGCACAGCGUCUUGCCAAGCAACUGACUUCGUCUUAAUCUCAAAAACCGUACAUCUUUUAAUUAAAGCGCAGUCGAAUUUUAAAAUAAUAUGUACAUGAUUAUAAGUACUACCCAAGUGUUGUUUUUAUAUACCAAAUAUAGGAAAAAGUUGUUUCAACAAA
Messenger RNA from Drosophila yakuba, 1122 nucleotides. RefSeq names its product protein late bloomer. The coding region runs from base 239 to 892 and encodes 217 amino acids. Gene Ontology annotation, cellular component: membrane. NCBI's taxonomy places the organism in Eukaryota, Metazoa, Arthropoda, Insecta, Diptera, Drosophilidae. The transcript is spliced from 5 exons. The record is from RefSeq and is a predicted model, not a curated record.